GAAAUUAGAAUGUUUCCUCCAUGCUGGUUAUGUAAUAAUGGUUGCGAGUAUUUUGGUGAUGCUUUGGAUUGCUUACUCUUCAGCUGCAAUCUGCCAGUUCGAUGCACAAUGUACAUGCACAUCUUCGUAUCCUAAUUGGGGCCAAGUUCAGUGUCACAAUGCUAUCGUCCAUCUUUCGCCAUUCAACACCACUAAACUGUUUACUCUAUCGUUAAUCAAUAAUAGAUUGGAUUACCUACCACCUAGGUUUCUUCAAGGAACAGGACUUUAUAAACUAAUAUUGGAAAAUAAUCCAAUAUAUUCCUUACAUGAAGAAAGUCUUGCUGGAUUGGAAAGGUCAUUAUGGGAACUACAUAUUGCAGAUUGCAAGCUUUCCAGUAUUCCGGGAAAUGCAGUGAGGCAUCUAUACAGAUUAAGAACUCUAAAUCUUGAAGGGAAUGAAAUAUCCAAUAUUAAUACAGAACAAUUACGAGGUGUCUCAGCAUCCCUACAAACAUUGAUCUUAUCUAACAACAAACUUACAGUCUUACCAUCAGGAAUAUUUUCUGGUUUGCAGUCCCUAGAAGUUUUAGAUUUAAGAGGCAACUCAAUUUCCUCAUUAGAUCCUGCAGUAUUUACACCAGCCCCACCCAAAUUGAGGGAGCUCAACUUAGCAGAUAAUUUAUUUGAUAACAUCCCCUAUAAGCAGUUGGCAAAUAUAAGAUCUUUGCAUGUUCUUAAUUUAAAUCAUAACCAUGUUAGUAAAGUUGACCAAGGGAUAACUGGAAUAAAAUUAAAUUUGGAUUCACUUUUACUCGAAUACAAUGAAAUUACGGAAUUGGGUUCAAAUGCGAUGGCUAAUUUUGAUGUAGCUAAUAGAACUUCAUUUAAAGCUAACCCUUUAAAAAUUAUUGAGGAUAAUGCAUUUUUAGGAUGCAAAAUUCAGGAUUUGGACCUUUCCCAGUGCCAACUACAAGAUAUUGAUCCCGAAGCCUUUAAUGGCCUUGAAAAUACUUUGCAGAGUUUAGAUCUUUCUGAUAAUAAUGUGGCAAAUGUUUCAUAUUUUUCCUUCAACAGAUUUAUGACACUUCAAAAACUUCAUUUGGAUGAUACACAUUUUCAUGAAGUCGACUGGUUGCUAAAGCCUGAAUCACCAUUUGAAGGAAUGCACUUAUCGAGCCUUUUUAUCAAUGGAAAGCAAAAGAGGCAAAUCAAUUUAAGCAAAUUACCCAAGUUAGCUCAUCUCCAAAAUUUGGUUAUAAUCAAUUCACAACUAGGAGGUUUUUCAGUGAAUGACUUAAAAUCUUUUUCAAUCGAGCUUGAAACAUUCAUCGCUCAUGAGAGUGGUAUUACAAUCCUUCAACCAAAUAUCUUCCUUGAAACUAGAGGCAUUAAAACCUUGGACUUGACCGACAACAAAAUUGAAAAGAUAGAUCCUCUAUCAUUUAUGGAGUUAGGCCAUUCUUUGGAAACAUUGAUAUUAAUGCAUUGCUUCUCCAGUGGAGUGACAUCUUUACCAACAGGGUUAUUUAAACCACUCAGUUCUCUUAAAGUACUUAAACUGAACCACAAUUAUCUCUCAAAGCUGCCAAAUGAUCUAAGCUAUCUUUCAAAUCUUCAAAUUCUCCAUGCCCAUGAUAACAAAAUCGAAAAUAUAAACAAAAAUUUAUUUAAGGGUAGUGACCAUUAUCAACUUAUGGAAAUCAACUUGUCAUUCAACAAAAUUACUAAAAUAUAUAUCGGCAGUUUCUCUGAUCUAGAUAACCUUAUGGACAUAAAUCUCGGUGACAAUGAAAUUGUUAAUAUUGAUGCUGGAGCUUUUGCUAACUUGAUAGAUCUAACAACACUUUCACUCCGUGGAAAUAAACUGACAUCCCUGAAUACCGAAACAUUCCAAAAUUUACCGUGUCUUGCUUACUUGGACUUGGCAUUUAACUCUCUUAAUUCAUUUAACUUUGCCAGUCUUGAUCAGGUUGGUACUUUAUCGUCACUAACAGUCAACGUCAGCUACAAUAUGAUAAAACUAUUGACUCCAAAUGCCACUUAUAUUAAUGGUCGUGAUAAUGUUUAUACUUCCAUAAAGAUAUUAGAUUUCUCUCACAACAAUAUUACAUUUAUUGAUAAAAAUUACCUGCUGCCAGUUCAACAUACACUGACACAUUUGUAUUUGUCCCAUAAUUCAUUGGAAAACGCUUCGAGAGACUUUUUACCAGAAAUGCAUCUUCUGCAGUUGCUUGAUCUUAGCUACAAUUCUCUUACAGAAAUUGAAUUUGAUGCGUUGAGGAGUGCUCGUGCUUUACAGGUUAUACUAUUGUCUCAUAACAAAUUGAAGGACAUACCGGACGAUUUAUUCCUCUCUUUAAAUUCAUUAAAAAGGGUCGAUUUAUCUUACAAUCAUUUGUUUACAAUCAUGGAUGCAAUGAUGUCACCUCCUAGCCUCAUGUCAGUUGAUCUUUCUCACAAUGACCUUACGAGAGCACCACUUUCUACCUUUUCACCAAUGGCAGCGGCUAAUUUAAUCGAACUUUAUCUUGGCCAGAACAGGAUCAUUAAUCUUCCUGCGGCUGAUCUUUUCUCUAGAUUUGAGAACUUGCGUAUUUUGGAUCUAUCUUCUAAUAAGUUGACCGAAAUCGGCAAUUCUCUCUCUCAACUUCCCAGCUUAUCGAGGCUUAGCAUUGCUCACAACUUUAUUCACAUUGGUGGAAAGGACUUCUUAGGUCUAGAAGAUACAUUAGAACAUCUUGAUCUAACUAAUGCUUCUAUUAGCUAUGUUCCAUCCUUACAUUUACCAUCUUUGAAAACUUUAAGCCUCGCUUAUAAUCUGAUAUCAUAUUUGCCUCCAGAUCUAGCAACAAAUCUGACUAAUCUUAAAUAUUUAGAUUUAUCAUACAAUAAUUUACAAAGUAUACCACAAUUUCCUCAGUUAAAAGCAUUAUACAUGGCUGGCAAUGAAAUAAGUGUUAUAAGCAAUACCAGUUUUAAUGAAUUUCCUAAUAUUUAUGAUCUAGAUAUUCGUCAUUUAUUAUUAACUGAAUUUGACGAAGAAGGGCUGACCAGCUUACUGGGCUUACAGUCAUUACAUAUUAGCAACUUUAAAGAUUUAAAAAAUUUUAAUAUUCCUCAAUGGUCAAAAGAAAAUAAAGGACUUCGAUAUCUUCAUAUUGAGCUAAAGGGAUCAGGAAAUCUUGAUCAAGAACUAAAAGGAUCUUUACCAAAAAAAGUUAGGCACUUAGCUUUUACUGGAAAAGAAAUUAAAUCACUUCCAGAUUUUCUUCUGAAAGGAAUUUGGAAUCCAAGUGUUACAUUGACAUUGAGGAACACGAGUGUUGAAAGCUUGCCUGCUAACUUAUUUUCAUCUUUGACUUAUGUUAGAAAUAUCAGCAUUGAUGUCUACAAUAACAGUUUAAAAAGUCUUUCUAACCCUUCCAAUAUCGGUGCGGCCAACCGACCCGGUAAAACAUUUCUAAUUGAUCUUUUCAUGCAGGAUAACCAGUGGAAUUGUGAUUGCCAGCUUGGAUGGGUCGAAACAUGGCAGAGAAAAAGAAGACAAGUAUACUUUAGGGAUCACACAGUUGAGGAUGUUCGGCAAACCAAGUGUAAUAAUAAAGGGAAUAAAUCUUUCCUUGAAGUUUUAAAGACAGAUCUUGAAUGCGGGUGGAGCAGAAGCAGUAUUACCUAUCCAACUUGGUUUUCUCUAAGCUUAUCAUUGAUAAUUUUAAUAUUUAAAAAUGUUAUACUCACAUGAAUGCAUUGACAUUCGAAUUAUUUUCUGUUUUCAAAAUGAAAACUCAAUUGUUAAAUAUCCAGAAUUGGCCAACUUCUGAUGAUUUUUUUAUAUUUUUCUGUACUUUUUAACACUUAUACUGCCAUUUUUUCACUAGUUACGUUGUGAAAAAGAGUUUGUAAAUUAGGAUUUACGUGUCUAAAUUAUUAGAAUGAUGUACAAAUGUGUAUGUUUAUUGCACUAAAGGCAUGUAUUCCUUAAGAAUCGUUAUUAUUUAUUGUUAUUGUUAUUUUAUGUUACUAGUCCUUAAUUAUACUUAAUUGAAUUCUCAGUUCAUGUUAUUUUUUAACAUAUUUGUCUCUUACUGAUUCCUUUUUUUUUUUUUUUUAUGUAAUUAAGUGUCUUAUCUUUCUAUUUGGAAAAGGGUUCAAUAACUUUCGAUUGCACUAUGAAUAAAUAAUUUAUUGUUAUCUGACAAAUCUUUAUUUUCAAAUGCUUUAAUGCUGGUACAUUUAUUUAUUUUUACAACACCUAAACAUUAAAAAUGGGAAAGGAAAGGAAAAAAAAAAACUUAAGUUAAAAUUUGACAUUGUCGCUCAGUUCAUGUCUUUCUUCAAUUAUUGAUGGAACUUUUGCCUUCAUAACUUCUUGGCAGUUGGUCCU
Molecule: messenger RNA, 4366 nt
Organism: Nezara viridula (southern green stink bug)
Lineage: Eukaryota; Metazoa; Arthropoda; Insecta; Hemiptera; Pentatomidae
Source: the annotation of a GenBank genome assembly